AUAUAUACAUGAUAGUUGUAAUUCCAUGAUAUAGAAUUCUGAUAUGCCUAGCUAUACUUACAUAUUUUUUGUUAUUAAGCUUACCUACAUGCAAGUUGGCUUUUGACAUAAAAACGUGUCAUGUAGUAGUUGUCUAUAAGCCAAAAUUGACUAUUUUGGCACUUGGCAAUUUGGUGUAGUACUCAUUACUUAUUUGUUUAGGAGUCUGUAAGCCAAAAAUGACUAUGUUGGCACUUGGCAAUUUGGUAUAGUACUCGUUUAGGAAAAGGAGAGACAGUAUAGUCAGUAAGACACAAUGGCUAGUGUAUGCCUCAAACCUUUCAUGGAAAAAUACCUUGCUGGAGAAGUGCUUUUCGAUGAAAAAAUUGAGAAGCUUCCUGGUGGCAUCAAGCUGUCUCCUGGAGUGAAGGCACAAGAUGUCUUAGACUUAAAAGAAAAACUUGUCGCUCAUUCAAGUGAUGUAUUUGUCACCUCCUAUGUGAGGAGUGGAACAAAUUGGAUUAUGUAUAUUGUGCUGUUAAUAGCUAAUGGUGGAACACCUCUUGAAAAAGACUUGGAUAGCAUAGCACCUUGUAUUGACAUCAUGAAAUUUUUUGAAGUUGAAGCGAUGGGAUCUCCACGAUAUAUGAAACAUCAUCAUCCUUAUGAUCAUGUUGCUGGUGGUCCUCCACAUCAAAGUCCAGCUAAAUACAUAUACUCCUAUAGGAAUCCAAGAGAUGUGGCUGUGUCCUGGUAUUUGGUUCAGAAGCAAUUUCCACACAAAUCUCCUCUAACAUGGAGUAAAUUUCUUGAUGAUUUUAUUGAUGGUAAUGUUGUUUAUGGUAGCCCAUUGGAUAAUAUAAGAGGCUGGUGGGAUCAUAAAGAUUCUCCUAAUAUCCUGAUGCUGUCUUAUGAGUGGAUGAAGAAGGAUCCAGUAGGAGCUGUACAAUCAAUCAGUACAUUCUUGGGAUAUCAAUUGAGUCAAAAGCUAAUUGAAGAGAUAGCAGCAAACUCAAGAAUCGAUAAAAUGAAAAUGAAUCUUGAGUCCUUGAACAGUGCCUUGACAAAAUACAAAUUAGUUCGUAAAGGAGUUGUAGGGGAAUGGCACAAUUAUUUUGGUCCUGAAGAUAUUAAGAAGUUAGAUGCUGCAGUGAAGGAGAAGCUUGGUGACACUGACAUUGUGUUUGAUUAUGGAGACACUAAUGACUGAUUUUCUUGUAAUAUGAUUGCAGUUUUGACUUUCUAAAUUAUUACCUUAAAAACUAA
Molecule: messenger RNA, 1245 nt
Organism: Amphimedon queenslandica
Lineage: Eukaryota; Metazoa; Porifera; Demospongiae; Haplosclerida; Niphatidae
Product: bile salt sulfotransferase-like
Exons: 3
Coding region: 296-1189 (297 amino acids)
Molecular function (GO): sulfotransferase activity
Source: RefSeq, a predicted model, not a curated record